Alternaria atra is the source of this 483-nucleotide messenger RNA. RefSeq lists its product as uncharacterized. Lineage: Eukaryota; Fungi; Ascomycota; Dothideomycetes; Pleosporales; Pleosporaceae. Bases 1 to 483 code for a protein of 160 amino acids. The transcript has a single exon. The record is from RefSeq and is a predicted model, not a curated record.
AUGCAUCUCCUCAGCAUCCUCACCCUCUUCGCCAGCCUAGCCACAGCCAUCCCACUAUCUGCAAGUCCCUACAAAAACCCAGACACUUGCCCAGCACCACCCGCAAACCCUGGCGUCUUCUUCUGCCUCGGUCACAACUUCAAAGGCAACUGCUUCCAUCAGCCCUACACCAACAACGGCUGGUGCGGCAACUUCCCCGACUUUGAGUCGCGGCCACGCUCCGUUGGGCCUGACCUAGGCGGCUACUGCAUCUUCUUCAACAAAACCGGUUGUGGGACAUGGGAUGAGGCUGUGGAUGUUUGGAAGGGUUCGAAUGAGAAUAGAUCUCUUGAGUGCCCUGGUAUGUCGGAUACGGGGAAGCCGGAUUGGUUCAUGAGUGUGCAGUGUUUUGGAGAGCAGAAGCCACCGGCGGAGGAGGAGGGAAAUCCGUCGGGCGGAGAGUGGAAAGGUAACGAGGGGUUGAGGGCUCCGGGGGAGAGAUGA